AUGUCUGAACACACACUGUCAGAGGUGCCCACGAGGAAGGACGAGUUGCCUCCGGACCUGCUGGCCUUGAGAACAUCCAACGCCGAGAAGGGCGUCAACAUCAUUGCUCAAACGCCCAGCCGACCGUACUCGUACCGUGAAGAUGAGACAGUCUACGACCGCUUUACACCCGGUCGCAAGAGGCUCAUCACCGCCAUUGUGUCAUUUGGUGGCCUUGGCAUCAACCUGGCAUCACUGCUCGUGCUGUCAGCCCUGCCGGAGGUGGCGACGGCGUUCAACACAACUGGGACUGUCAUCAACUUCACCAAUGCCCUAUUCCUGUUAAUGAUGGGGAUUGGCGUUUUAUUCUGGGGUCCGUUAAGUCAAGUCUACGGGAGAAAAUGGAUUUUCGUCAUAUCUACAGUGUUGUUCUGCGCGUUCUCAUUAGCGACAGCGGUAUCCCCCAACCUGCCAGCUUUCUUCAUCUUCCGGUCAAUCACUGCUUUCGCCGGAACAUCAUUCCUCAUCGUUGGAUCUGCCUGUCUUAGUGAUAUAUAUCGCCCGACUGAACGUGGCACGGCAUUGGGAUGGUUUCUUGGCGGCACCCUCAUUGGACCUGCUCUUGGCCCCUUCAUUGGAGGCGUCAUUGUCACAUACUCCAGCUGGGAAUCUCUUUUCUGGUUCCAGGGCGCUCUCGGUGGCGCUGCAAUGGUUUUGGCAGUCGCUUUCCUUCCAGAAACGAGUCAUGGGAAGUGGUCCGAGGAGCUGGAGGGAUUGACGGUCAAGGAAAAAUGCGGUCAGAUAUGGGAGUGGGCCAAUCCAUUCAGGGUCAUUAGUCUGUUCCGAUAUCCUAAGAUCCUCAUUGUGGGUGUCGCCGCGUCGUCAGUCUUAUGGAACAUGCAGGUUCUUUUGACGCCAGUUCGUUACGUUAUCAACCCAAGAUUCCACCUGACUUCGCCUCUGCAAUCGGGAUUUUUCUUCCUGGCACCCGGAGCGGGAUACCUCGUCGGUACUUUUUUUGGCGGCCGAUAUGCCGACUGGACCGUGAAGAAGUGGAUUGCGAAGAGAGGGAGGCGUAUCCCCGAAGAUCGCCUGCGAAGUGCUUUUAUUGCUCUGGGCGUUGCCAUACCAGCUACCACCAUCAUCUAUGGAUGGGCAAUCGACAAGGCCAAGGGUGGAAUCCCUCUCCCCGUGAUCUGCAUGUUUUUGCAGGGUGUCGCACAGAUGGUCUGCUUCCCUUGUCUUAACAGUUACUGUCUAGAUGUUUUUAGAGAGAGGGCAGCCGAAGUCAUGGCUGGCAACUACUUCAUCAGAUACACUUUUGCGGCCAUCGGCACGGCGGUAGUGCUUCCCGGCAUUCAGGGCAUUGGUGUGGGUUGGUUCUCCACUGUGAGUGCUCUCUUCGUUGCGGUUUCGAGUGCUGCUGUGUGUGGUAUUGUCAUCUUUGGUACGAGACAGAAGAAGGCGGAAGAAAAGUCAGAACGCGUCUGA
Messenger RNA from Colletotrichum orchidophilum, 1470 nucleotides. Its product is annotated as major facilitator superfamily transporter. Gene Ontology annotation, molecular function: transmembrane transporter activity. Lineage: Eukaryota; Fungi; Ascomycota; Sordariomycetes; Glomerellales; Glomerellaceae. The record is from RefSeq and is a predicted model, not a curated record. The coding region runs from base 1 to 1470 and encodes 489 amino acids. The transcript is spliced from 5 exons. Gene Ontology annotation, biological process: transmembrane transport.